AUGUUGAUACCCACGAUGGAAGAUGAAGAAGUCAUCUACUACUCUUCGCCAGCUCCCCCUCUCGAUAACGGGUUCGAAAAGGACAUAGACGAGAAUGAAGACUAUGAAAAGACACGGGAUACAAGUCUCCCAUUAUCAGAGCGUGGCGAUGCACUGACGCGCAUAUGUUUGUUUGUUUCCCGUGGAAAGCACAAAAUAGACGCAAAAACCUUUCUAGAGAUAGUAUUCCAAUACUUUAACGAACUGGGGAAUCCACAAGCUGCAAGCAUCCUGACCGAUAUUCUAUUCGAUGCACCACCUGAGGUUAGUGGACUGGUAAUGACCAACAUUGGCGUAUUCGUCGCCCGAACCAAUGACAAAGAUUUCGAGGCCAUAAUAUACUCCAUCGCCGAGGACCUUGACCUACGUGGCGAAAAACACGAAGCCAUCCACAUUGCCGCGAAGCACCUGAUGAAACACUACUCCUCACAAUUUAUACCAGCCAUUUUUGCCCCUGGGAGCAUUGCGAAGGGGUCCCUAAAGUGGUUGACUGGAAAUUACCGCGCCCUCAAAUUAGAGUUAUUCGGCAACGAUUCUGAAGCCGGCGCGAAUGCAGAUCGGACGCUAAUGACAGCCUUGAAAUCGGCUUCAUCACAUCUUACAGAUACCAUUGAUAAGACAAUGAUUUCAAUGGAUGCAUUGACUACAGUUGUCAAGUCUGUACAGUCCGUGCUGGGGAUCUACUCAGAUCUUCUCCGUACUUCGGGAGAACCGGGGAUCGCGAUUUUAAGUACCGCAUUAACCUCCUCUCCAGGAACUCAACCCCAAACUCCUAGGAAAGGGGCAUUUGUCUCUACCAUCAGGCGCUAUGGCCGUGAUAGCACGUGCUCGCAAGUAUCACCGACAACGUCAAUACCAACAGCUCACUACGCGCAUGAGAGUGGUGCUUCGAGUCGCCAACAUUCAAAGAAUAGUUUUCGUGAUAGCACACUCUCUGCUCGUGAGCGCGGAACGUCUUCUGCGGCAGAUGCUUCCACUUCAACCUCAACUCCUGAUAGAGAAGGACAUACCCGCUCUAGUUCGGCCCCACCAACGCCAGUAACUUCAAAGCGUACAUGUAGCAAUCCUAGUACCAAUGAAGAGGAAAAUGUAUCACCGAAGCGCCCCAAAAAAGAUGGCCACAGCCCGGCUACCCCAAGUCCUCCGAGGCAUAGUAGCCAAGCGGGGGCUAACCCAUUGCACCGCGGGGGUAGUAGCGGUGGGAGAGGCUACCAAGGCAAAAAUUUUAUUCCAGGGUAUCGAGGGAGCUUCCGUGGCAGACACGAAUCGUUCAGAUCUAGUUCAUGGCGUGGUAGACAGUACUGGAAUGGCGGUAGGAGUGAUUAUGGAUAUUCUCGUGGCGGAUCGGAUUACCCUCCUAGGAUGAACUACGAUUAA
This is a messenger RNA of Morchella importuna, 1416 nucleotides long. RefSeq lists its product as uncharacterized. Bases 1 to 1416 code for a protein of 471 amino acids. The transcript is spliced from 4 exons. The record is from RefSeq and is a predicted model, not a curated record. NCBI's taxonomy places the organism in Eukaryota, Fungi, Ascomycota, Pezizomycetes, Pezizales, Morchellaceae.